Messenger RNA from Eimeria tenella, 2799 nucleotides. RefSeq names its product Micronemal protein MIC4, related. Gene Ontology annotation, molecular function: protein binding. The coding region runs from base 1 to 2799 and encodes 932 amino acids. The transcript has a single exon. NCBI's taxonomy places the organism in Eukaryota, Apicomplexa, Conoidasida, Eucoccidiorida, Eimeriidae. Gene Ontology annotation, biological process: proteolysis. The record is from RefSeq and is a predicted model, not a curated record. Gene Ontology annotation, cellular component: extracellular region.
AUGGGGCGUAUCCGGCGAGCAGCGGCGGUAGCAGGCUUGGGUAUCACACUGUUGCCUCGGGAUGGAACAGAGGCCUGGCUAGCACCAAACAGACGCCAUGCUGAAGUCAGUGGAACCUUUGAGGCACCACCAUCCAUGGUGGAGACACAGUGGGGCUCGCCUUACACUUACAUCCCCCAGGUGACUGUUAAUGAGAAGGCGGCGGACUUCUUCUUCGCAUCCGUUCUCGAGUCCGUAGCGGAGUUGCCAGCUGAGGGCCAAGGAGGCGUGGAGGCUGGGGAAGGCGCAGAGGCCGGGCAGGGCGGAGAAGCAGCGGGUCCCCAGCCCAAGGCCUGCGAGGCGCUGAACGCGGAUGCCGACAGGAGCCACGUGUUCCAGACCAUUCAGGGUAUUGAGACAGAAGAGGCGUGCCAGAACUUCUGCGGGCAGACGAAGGGAUGCGUAGCUGCAAUUUUGGAGGGCGCAACCUGCAGCCUCAUGAGGGCUUUGCGUGGGGUCAAAGAGGGUAGUGGCAUUUUGGUGGUUCAAACCUGCGACAACUCUUGCUUCUCCCAAGGCAGGAAACUGAGCAGCGAAGGCAAGUCGCUCGGUACCGCCAAUAAUGCGAAUAUUUGCCAGGCCAUGUGCCAGGGAGAGGAUGGCUGCAUUGGAUUUUCUUGGAACCGAAGCAGCAAGGAGUGCACGUCACACCCGAGUGAAGUUGGAUCCGCUGAGGAUAAGGCCUCUGUGAGCGGGCCUAGAGACGGGUGCUCACUUAAUGUCAGGCCUGUAGACCAGGCUGGCAAGUGCACAUUACAAGUGGACCUCACAGGUGAUGCCGGAAACCACAUCGAAGCACCAAAUGUGUCCACAAUUGAGCAGUGCAGACGCGAGUGUCUGCUGGACAAGGAUUGUAAGUGGUUCACCUUCAACGAGGUAACAAAGAUCUGUUACCACAAGAAGAAAGUGGGAAACAUUGCAUAUGGCUUAAAAGGUGACCAUACUGCUUCCAGGCUGUGCGACGCUAGCUGCCUUCAGAAAGAUGUGAAAUUUGCCGGCAACGCCUACAAGACCCUCAACGUGAAGUACAUGCAGCUCUGCAUAUACAAUUGCUUCAUCGACGGUAAGUGCCAGCGGUGGAGUUGGGAUUCAAAGUCCACAGCUUGCAACCUGUUCGACGGCACCGGCGUUGCUGACAGCUCGGCUAAUCAAGCCGGGGUUUGGAGCGGCCCCAAGGAAGGCUGCGCUGCUGAUACACUGUACGGCCGGGAAGCACCGUCUUGCGCGGUACGCGGGUCGCGAUACGGCACCAUUCCGAUUUCUACCCAGACGGUUGAUAACGCGACGCUUUGCCAACAGCAAUGCCAGAAGUCCUCUAUGUGUGAGGCCUUCUCAUACGAUAUUAAGGGGAAGGUGUGCUACUUGCACGUUGCGUAUGCCGCGAAGUUGAAACGUGCUAAUUACAACUUUAUUUCAGGCCCAAGGCAAUGUGCGGGUUGUUCAACGAACGGUAGUGAGUACAGUGGAAAGGCACUGCAGGAAAUGGGAAGCGAAGUAGAGACAGCAGAGGAGUGCCAGCUGCUGUGCCAGGCGACAAGCGGCUGCGAAGUGUAUUCCUUCCUGGGCUCUGCAUGCAAACUCCUGGGCAGCGGAGAGAGCAAGAAGAACGUGCUGGCAACAAGUGGCGUGAAGUACUGCACUGGCGUUUGCGACAUUUUGGGCUUCCGGGCUCCCCGCAGGGAAUUCGGGUACGCAUUGUUGCUCAAGGGCAAGAGCCUUGAGGAUUGCAGAAAGGCUUGCUCAGCAGACCAGAAGUGCACCAACUUCACGAGCUGGCUAAAUAAGGAGUGCUAUAUCAAGGAUGACCAGGACCACCGGAUGCAGGAACCAAUACCGGAGGCUACAUCCGGAUGGGUUUCGUGCUCAACGUGCUUCCGUCAGGGCGUUGGAUACAAAGCAACCGAGGCGAACUUGCUAUGGACACUCCCAAGCGAAAACGCAGAGGAAUGCAGACAGAGGUGCGAAGUGAUGGAGAGCUGCGGGCGAUUCAGCUACGACGCGGCGAGCAAAGCCUGCUCAAUGCUCUCUGGUGAGGGCGAGGAAGUACAGGGCGAAAACCUCGUGUCAGGGCCCCCUCGGUGCACCCGUCGCGACACUUGCUACCAGAACGGGGUGUCAUUCACAGGUGGCAAAGCGAUUUCUGAGGCAAAGGCAGCUUCUUCUCAGGCGUGCCAGGAGCUCUGCGAGAAGGAUGCCAAGUGCAGAUUCUUCACCUUGGCUUCUGGGAAGUGCAGCCUGUUCGCAGACGACGCAGCCCUUCGGCCUACGAAGUCUGAUGGAGCGGUUUCAGGAAACAAAAGGUGCAUAUUGCUGGAGGACAUUUGCGAGGAAUCCAACAUUCAGUACAGCUCAGGCGACCUCGAUUCUCCGCUGACAGCGAAAAACUCGCAAGAGUGCAUGGCGCUUUGUUAUAAGGACCCGCAGUGCCGCAUCUGGACAUACCUUGUGCCAGAGAAGCAGUGCCUUUUGAAGUCCAUCACUGGAUUUUCCAACCGUGCCAAAGCCACAAGCCAGAAGAAGUCAGGAGGGCGCCUGGGCUGCGCCAGAUGCACGCGUGCAGCCAUAGCGUUCGGAGGAAAGGAACUCCAGACAGUCAGCGGCCUUCCACACGAAACAGUAUGUCAGUUUGCAUGCGAACUGAACAAAAAAUGCAAGUUCUUCACAUUUGACCAGGUCAGCAAAUCUUGCAAGCUCUUCGCUUCUGACAGUGAAAGAUUGCCUGCAGAGAACACGGUUCUUUCCGGCCCAAGGCGUUGCUAA